Messenger RNA from Sebastes umbrosus (honeycomb rockfish), 1320 nucleotides. RefSeq lists its product as uncharacterized. Bases 120 to 470 code for a protein of 116 amino acids. Gene Ontology annotation, biological process: regulation of autophagy. The record is from RefSeq and is a predicted model, not a curated record. Gene Ontology annotation, cellular component: intracellular membrane-bounded organelle; mitochondrial outer membrane. Gene Ontology annotation, molecular function: 2 iron, 2 sulfur cluster binding. The transcript is spliced from 3 exons. NCBI's taxonomy places the organism in Eukaryota, Metazoa, Chordata, Actinopteri, Perciformes, Sebastidae.
AGUUCUAGUGUGCGCUGACAGAGUGGAGAUAAGACUCCCCGGAUGACCUUGCUGCUGCUGCUGCUGCUGAGCUGCUAAGAGCCGACCACAACACAACACACACCGUCCACAGGGAAGACAUGGCAAGUUUAUCAGCUAUACCCGCACUGCCCAAAUCAGGAUUCAGCUUAUCUAAAGAGCAUUUCGUGGUUGCGGUGCCGGUCGCGGUGGUUGCAGCUGUUGGAGGUUUCCUGGUCAGCCAUUACCUGAGUGGGCGGAGCUGUAAAAAGGGCCUGGUGAACACAUCCGUCAGUAAAGAUAGCCCCAAAGUGGUCCACAGCUUCGACAUGGAGGACAUCGGCACCAAGGCGGUGUACUGCCGCUGCUGGAAGUCAAAGAAGUUCCCCUACUGUGACGGAGCCCACGCCAAACACAACGAGGAAACCGGGGACAACGUCGGGCCGCUGAUCAUCAAAAAGAAGGACGCUUAAAUCGGAGAACCUCGCCCUCCCUCGACUUCUCAUGCACCCUGGCCCCAGCUUGUCCAAUCCUUUAUCAUCAUCGCAGUGUCCCACCGAUGGUUAUGGUAUGACACUGUCGCAAUUAAAUCAAACCGUUUCGUAGCCCAGAACAGAAAGCGCUGAAAAAUGUUGUGAAUUUUGAUUUCAUACACGCCCCACUGUUUCUACAGUAGCCGACUUUGAAAUCAAAGGUCAUUCGAGGAGAGAUAAGGAAGGGACUUUGACAAUCAACACAAUCUGACAUGGAGGUGCUUUAACUGGCAUUAUGACCGACUUAAUGUAAAGUAGAAUUAUCUUUGGACCUGAUUAUAAAUGAAAUAUUUCGGCAUUUAUCUUCACUUGUGGUGUCCCCUUCCUUCUCGACUCCUAUGGGUGUGGAGCCGGUGGUUGAAACAUGCUGAACCAGGCAGCUCUUUGCCUCAAGUCAGUCCAGUAUUUACUUUGAAUUCAGCAAAGGCCUUAAAUCUAAAAUCUACAGCCCACGACUUCGCAGUGUUAACGCACUCAAACCCAUAUGAAUGUUACGUGUUACGGUUUCUUGCACUAUAAGAGCUGCUCAGUCGGGGUGAAACAAAGUUCUGCGUUUUCUUUAAUGAAAUAAUAAUCUCCGACCUUGACGAGUGUUGAAACACUAUCUGCUGUUUGUAACCGGUUACCCGUCUGCUUUCUGAGAAAACUUUGUAUUUAAUCUGUAAACUCUGCUUAUGAAAGGAUAUAUUUUGCUUUUUUUCUCUUUAGAUUUAUUUUCUACUGGCUGCGGUGUGUCUGACUUGAUUCAUUGUUCUUGUAUAUUGUGAAUAAAACUUAAUGAGUGAUCUGA